Messenger RNA from Saccoglossus kowalevskii, 657 nucleotides. RefSeq names its product peflin-like. The record is from RefSeq and is a predicted model, not a curated record. Lineage: Eukaryota; Metazoa; Hemichordata; Enteropneusta; Harrimaniidae. Gene Ontology annotation, molecular function: calcium ion binding.
AUGCCUCUAUUUAAAAAAAAGAAGGAUAAAAAGGACAAAAAAGACAAAAAAGAUCACAAAGAUGACAAGGACAAAGCGAAGACUACCAGUUCUACACCGAGUACGGCGACAACUGUACCUCCGACUCAAGCGUGUCCCCCUGGAGUCGAUCCAACUGUAUGGCAAUGGUUCUGUGCGGUAGAUGCUGAUAAAUCCGGUAAACUCACAACAAGGGAGGUACAGCAAGCCUUGACCAAUAAUGAUUGGAGUCAUUUUAACGGAGAGACAUGCCGUCGUAUGGUUGGGAUGUUUGAUAAAGAUCACUCGGGGACGAUUGACAUCCAUGAAUUUGCUGCUCUGUGGCAUUAUAUACAGCAAUGGAGAGGAGUAUAUCAACAAUAUGACAGAGACCAUUCAGGCAGAAUUGAUGCCAGUGAACUCCAUAAUGCGUUCAGCACAAUGGGCUACAGACUAUCACCACAGUUCUCACAGCUGGUCAUAGCAAGAUACGACACACAGGCCAAAAAGAGUCUGAAAUUUGACGAUUUUAUCCAGUGUUGCGUUCUACUGAAGUCACUUACAGACUCGUUCAAACAAAAAGACGCCGGGAUGACUGGUAAUAUUGACGUCUCCUAUGAGGAAUUCAUGGCCAUGGUUUUAUUAGAUCUUAUUGUUUAA